Messenger RNA from Triticum urartu, 881 nucleotides. The record is from RefSeq and is a predicted model, not a curated record. Lineage: Eukaryota; Viridiplantae; Streptophyta; Magnoliopsida; Poales; Poaceae.
AGAACAAAAAACUUUCCAACUCAGAGGCUUUUAUGCGUAGAUCAGAGGCUCAGCAGAAGGCUGAUCAAAAGGCUCGUGAGGACAGUGAAAGAUUGCGGCAGCAAGAACGGGAGCAAGCAGCUGAGAAGCGUAGGCGUGAUAUGACGCUCCGUGCUCGAGUAGCUGCUAAGGCAGAAGAAAAGAGGUUGGAGCUAUUGUACAUUCAGUGGUCUGAGCAUCACAAAAAGCUGUCCAGUUUCUUAAGGACAAAAGCUGAACCAGCUAUUUAUUACAUGCCGGCUAAACCAAUAGUUGAUGAUCCGGUUAUUGUUGAGCAAAACAAGGAAAAGGUAUUUGAAGAAUGGAAAUCUGUACGCAGAACGGAGCUGACCCAGUUCCAAAAGCAAGUUGAGGAGCAGUAUCUGUCUAAUGUUGAGAGGCAGCUGGAAAGGAUUCAGAAUGCCCGGAAUGCUCGGAGGGGGAACGUGCCUGCUAACAUGCAGGAAAUGGACAAGGAGCUUGACACGCACAGGGCGGAGCAUGGCCCAAAGGCUCGGCGGAUCCCCGACGGUGGCAAUGACGAGGAUGAUGAUGUGGACGUGGACGACAUGGCCGCGGAAGACGACCUGAUGGAUGAAGUGCUCGGCGUCAAUGAGGCGAUCAACGAGGACCCAGGCAAGCCGUCUGAGGAGGCCACUGAUGUUGCGCCUGUACCCGAGCAGGCACAAUAGGCAAGGUUAUUUGCGAGGUAGGCACUUAGGCAUUACGAUUCUAUAUCGUUGUAGUUGCCCUCUUCUGCUGUGACUGUAUUGUUGUUGGGUUUUUGUCUUUGGGAAUGCUGUGAGCUGUGUUUGCUGUUGAGGCCAUAUACAUACUUUUCAUUAUUGUUAUUGUCAUUUGUA